This is a messenger RNA of Lagenorhynchus albirostris (white-beaked dolphin), 3900 nucleotides long. RefSeq names its product phosphatidylinositol-4-phosphate 5-kinase type 1 alpha (gene PIP5K1A). The record is from RefSeq and is a predicted model, not a curated record. Gene Ontology annotation, molecular function: phosphatidylinositol kinase activity. The transcript is spliced from 16 exons. The coding region runs from base 339 to 2027 and encodes 562 amino acids. Gene Ontology annotation, biological process: phosphatidylinositol metabolic process. Lineage: Eukaryota; Metazoa; Chordata; Mammalia; Artiodactyla; Delphinidae.
CUUCUCACUCUCCACCUUGUUCUUUUAGGUGUGGUUUGGUCCGGACGCGGGGUCCCGGCAGCUGGCUUGAGCUUCCUCUGUUGUGAAGGGGGAAAGUAGCUCCCGCGGAAAGCGGUUAAAGUUGCGGAGAGGGUGCGAGACGAGAGUUCUCCCCCAUGCCCGCCGAAUGGUGCGGCCCUGAGUUGGUCCCGGAGCCGGCGCGACGUAUCUGAGAGAGGGGGCGGGGAGGCGGCCCGGAGAACGCGGGUUCUGUGAAGAGACGUGGGGAAGAUUCGACUCCGAGAAGAGGAAGAGGAUUCAAAAGGAGCGAGGCCGCUGAGGGGGAGGGGGCUGCCAAGAUGGCGUCGGCCUCCUCUGGGUCGUCGGCGGUUGGGUUUUCAUCCGCGGAUUCCGGGGUCCCUCCCUGCACCUCGUCUUCAGGUUUCAACUUUCUGUGCUGUGGGGUCAACCGUAAGAGAGCAUCUGGAAUCAAGAGACCCAUGGCAUCUGAGGUGCCUUAUGCCUCUAGCAUGCCCAUGAAGAAAAUAGGCCACCGAGGUGUUGAUUCCUCAGGAGAGACAACAUAUAAAAAGACAACCUCGUCAGCUUUAAAAGGUGCCAUCCAGUUAGGCAUUACUCACACUGUGGGGAGCCUGAGUACCAAACCAGAGCGGGAUGUCCUCAUGCAAGACUUCUAUGUGGUGGAGAGUAUCUUCUUCCCGAGUGAAGGGAGCAACCUGACUCCUGCUCAUCACUACAAUGACUUUCGGUUCAAGACCUAUGCACCUGUUGCCUUCCGCUACUUUCGGGAGUUAUUUGGUAUCCGCCCUGAUGAUUACUUGUACUCCCUCUGCAAUGAGCCGCUGAUUGAACUCUGCAACUCUGGAGCUAGUGGUUCCCUCUUCUAUGUGUCCAGCGAUGAUGAAUUCAUCAUUAAAACAGUCCAGCACAAAGAGGCGGAGUUUCUGCAGAAGCUGCUUCCAGGAUACUACAUGAACCUCAACCAGAACCCUCGGACUUUGCUGCCUAAGUUCUAUGGACUGUACUGUGUGCAGGCAGGUGGUAAGAACAUUCGAAUUGUGGUGAUGAACAAUCUCUUACCACGGUCAGUCAAGAUGCAUAUCAAAUAUGACCUCAAGGGCUCAACCUACAAAAGGCGGGCUUCCCAAAAAGAGCGAGAGAAACCUCUCCCCACCCUUAAAGACCUGGACUUCUUACAAGACAUCCCUGAUGGUCUCUUUUUGGAUGCUGAUAUGUACAAUGCUCUGUGCAAGACCCUGCAGCGCGACUGUUUGGUGCUGCAGAGCUUCAAGAUAAUGGACUAUAGCCUCCUGGUGUCAAUCCAUAACAUAGAUUAUGCACAACGAGAGCCUUUAGGCAAUGAAGCACAAUAUUCAACUGACACUCGCAGACCAGCCCCCCAAAAAGCUCUCUAUUCCACAGCCAUGGAAUCUAUCCAGGGCGAGGCUCGACGAGGUGGCACCAUGGAGACUGAGGACCAUAUGGGUGGCAUCCCGGCCCGGAAUAGUAAAGGGGAAAGGCUGCUGCUUUAUAUUGGGAUCAUUGACAUUCUUCAAUCUUACAGGUUUGUUAAGAAGUUGGAGCACUCUUGGAAAGCUCUGGUACAUGAUGGGGACACCGUAUCAGUGCAUCGCCCAAGCUUCUACGCCGAACGGUUCCAGCGCUUCAUGUGCACUACAGUGUUCAAGAAGAUCCUCUUGAAGCCCUCUCCUUCCAAAAAGUUUCGGUCUGGCUCAUCUUUCUCUCGGCGAGCAGGCCCCAGCGGCAACUCCUGCGUAACUUACCAGCCAUCGGUCUCUGGGGAACACAAGGCACAAGUGACAACAAAGGCGGAAGUGGAGCCAGGCGUCCACUUCGGUCGUCCUGAUGUUUUACCUCAGACUCCACCUUUAGAGAAAAUCAGUGAGGUCUCGACUAUUCCUGACCCCUAUUUCUCACCUGUAGUUGGAGAGACUUUGCAAAUGCUAACUACAAGCUCAACCCUCUUGGAAAAGCAUGAAGUUCCAGAGUCAGAGUUCAUCCAUUGAACAAAAAUCCUCAGAAGACCUGGAGCAAGAUUCUACCAUCUCUGUGAUCCCAAGAUGUCAGCCCUUGACCCAGCAAUGCUGAGUUUUCUUUUACUUGGUCAUCAAAAAAAGUGUAAUGGAGGCUAAGGGAGCUCUCCGUCUCCUCCCUGAAGAAGAACCUCUUCUACUUCGCCUUCCUCAUGAAUGGGCAUUAGUGCCUCGGACAGUUGAGGACAGCGGCAUCCUCUCUACUCCUGAGAUGGGUGGCACAGGUUUUCUACUAGCCAGCCUUCCUUCCACAACUGAAUUGUUUUCAAACCCCCAUUCUUCCUGUUGGAAGUGGGGUUGCUGGACUUGGUGGUUUUCUUCCCCCUCAUCUACCUUUCACCAGGAGCUGGACUCUUAAUUUCCUCAGGACAGACUGGCUGGUACAUUAUCCCAACCUUAGCUCUUUUUCUGUGGAAGAAGACCCCUGUACUCUUUUUUUUUUUUUUUUUUUUUUGCGGUAUGCAGGCCUCUCACUGCUGUGGCCUCUCGUGUUUCAGAGCACAGGCUCCGGACGUGCAGGCUCAGUGGCCAUGGCUCACGGGCCCAGCCGCUCCACGGCAUGCGGGAUCCUCCCGGAGCAGGGCACAAACCUGUGUCCCCCGCAUCAGCAGGCGGACUCCCAACCACUGCGCCACCAGGGAAGCCCGUCCACCCUGUAAUCUUUGUAAAGGUGUUUUGGGGGGUAAGGGUGUUUAACCACCUCCCAGCCUUCUUCUUUUGGUUCCUUAAAAAAGGAAAAGAAAAAUAGCACACAAUUUCAAGCCAGACAGUUUCAGAUCAGAACUCUGUAAGUAUUGGUGAGAUGCAUAUUCAUAGGGUUCCCUCAGAAGAGCCCUGGUGUUUGAGAAACAGAAGCUGCUCUGCCAGGAGCAGCUCCUCUUUAACUCCUCCUCUCUUAAUGAAUUUCUGAAAGCUGAAGGAAUGGAGAGAGUGGGACAUGGGGUAAUCUUUACCCCUUUUGUUAAACAGUGGGGCAGUCAUAGGGGUAAAAGGUCAGAACCCUUCCUAGGCAGGACCCUACUCACGGCCAGGCCAUAAUGAUUAUUACUGUUUUGCAAUUUGAAAUGUAUUCUGCUUGUUUUUCUAAAUAUGAAGACUUAUCAAAUGAAUUUUAGAUUCUUCUCCAAAGGAGAUUUCUUCCUUUCUCUUACCACCUUUUCCAACAGCGUUCUGCUGUUCAUGGAGCUGAGAUGGAGAAGGGGACACCUGUGUCUGUUUAACAGGUAGUCCAUAACUGUGAGGCUAGAGAAUAUUCUCUUAAACUCAUGGAGAGCCAGCAGAUUCUUGCCUUAGUGAGGUCAUUGCUGUGCCACAUGCCCUGCCACCUCUCUUCAUGCAGAGAACGUGGAAACGGGCUGUGUAAUCCCUCUCCUCCCCAUGUUCUCCAUCUGAUCCUCCUCCCCCUGUCAGGGGAAGAAGGGGGCCUGGCAUCUCAGGCAGAUUGUUGAAUCCCCAUCCUGUCCCCUCUCCAUCCCACCCUGCCUUGAUAGUAGGUUAGCUCAUACCCCGAGUAACUGUCUAUAUUAGACACCCCCAGCCAGUUUCUGGCUGCCUGUCUUUGCUGCCAUGUUCUUUUUUACAAGAAGAAAAGAAACAAUUCUUGCUAUUUUUUUUUCAUAAUUUACUAUUUAUGAUGUAUUUAAGUGUUUUAUUCAGGACAGAGUUCUGUAGGGGGUGGGAGGGAAUAUUUGAGGGAGGCUGGGUCUUAGGGAAGGGAAUGGGGAAUCAACAUUUUUAUGAAGUGUCACUAUUUGCCUCUACUUUGUAUUGUUCAGAAAUGGCAAAUACAAUAUAAAAGUGAUAAAUACCUGGUUUUAAUGUAUUAAACUUUCAUCAGUUAUUUAGA